GAAAAAACAAAAAAAAAAACCUUAACGGCUUAACCCCUUAAUUCUCAAAACCCUCUCUCUCUCUCUCUCUGCCAAACCCCAUUUCCGCAUUGCAGCAGGAACACUGAUAAAAAGACGCUCAUGGCGCAGCGGUGGCGCUCCGCCGCCGGUCACCUCAGAACGGUGGCGGCGGCUACCCGUCGGGGACCAUCAUCAUUCCAGAGUUCUUGUUACCACACCAUCCAAGCGAUCCCGAGAGAGUUCACCGGCAGCAGAGUCUCUGCAAGGGAAAGAACGCAAGGUCGAAUCCCUGCCGUGGUUUUCUUCCAGAACCUUCUAGAAAAGGAUCCUACAAUUCGGCCUUCAUUUUCGUCGAAGAAGCAUUUGGUCACCGUUGAGAGGAAGCAAAUUAAGACCAUACUCAAAUCCCCUGACGACGCCUUUUCCUUUUGCUCCACACGUUUUCCUCUGCAGAUCCGUGCUGGCUCAGGAUCCUCCCAUUUGCUUGAAUCCGGAACUGUUCUUCCCAUCAAGAUUCACAGGGACGAGGAGAGUGGGAAGGUUCUGAAUCUGGUGUUUGUUUGGGCUGAAGAUGGGAUGAAUUUGAAGGUUGAUGUUCCGGUUGUGUUCAAAGGCGAAGAUGUUUGUCUUGGUGUUCAGAAAGGGGGGAUGUUAAAUAAGAUCAGAACUAGCGUAAAAUAUCUCUGUCCAUCAGAGCACAUUCCUUCGAAAAUUGAGGUGGACGUGAGUAAUCUUGAUAUUGAAGAUAAGAUAUUCAUCCGCGAUAUUGAGGUUCAUCCAUCCUUGAAGCUUCUGAGCAAGAAUGAAAACAUGCCCAUAUGUAAAGUAGUUCCAACAAGUUUGGGACACCAAGCAAAGGAGGAUCAAUGAUCUCAGAGUCCUUAUACUUAUAUGUUACAGGAGAAAUGCCAAGGGACAGAUUCAAUUUCCAAAUAAAGAGGUGUAGUUUGGUGGGUAUGCCGUAGCAGCGAUGAGUGCAAGCACCUGCAUGUUACAACUGUUUUAUAUUAGUAUAGGCGGCUUUUGAAUUUUGAUUUUCAUGCAA
This is a messenger RNA of Arachis duranensis, 1045 nucleotides long. RefSeq lists its product as uncharacterized. The record is from RefSeq and is a predicted model, not a curated record. The transcript has 3 exons. Gene Ontology annotation, biological process: translation. NCBI's taxonomy places the organism in Eukaryota, Viridiplantae, Streptophyta, Magnoliopsida, Fabales, Fabaceae. Gene Ontology annotation, molecular function: 5S rRNA binding; structural constituent of ribosome. The coding region runs from base 121 to 870 and encodes 249 amino acids. Gene Ontology annotation, cellular component: ribosome; cytosolic large ribosomal subunit.